CCAAAACAAAAGCACCACUGAAAGGCUACACCAUACAAUUAGUUUAACAUGUCCAAUUUCACAUCUCCCGAGAUUGUUCUUAAGUUGUUAGACAAAUAUGGUACCGGUUUCCGCGAACAAAACGAUGAAUUUUUCACCGAUGGUAAUUUCUACAUCAAAAAGUUCGUCAAAUUAGGAGUUCUAAGCGACAUCGAAAAAUGCGCUCCCAAACAGCCAGAAGAAACCGUAAUUACCUGUAACGUUCCGGAAUGCCGGUACAGCAGCAGCUCAGUGCAAGACUACGAGUGUCACUACAAUUCGUUGCACAGAUACUCAUGCGGUGAGUGCAAAAAGACACUUCCAAAUGCCCAUCUGCUCGAUCUUCACCUGUUGGAAACGCAUGAUUCCUAUUUUGCCGCACAGGUUCAAACCGGGAAGCGACCAAUGUACUCGUGUUAUCUCGAUGGGUGUGAUCACAAAAGCCGAGAUCCCGCUGAGCGACGAGACCACUGCAUCAAGGAACACAAGUUUCCUCACAAUUUCCGGUUUGAUAAACAAGUCACGCCAGCACAGAAACAGCCCAAAGUUGGCUCCUCUCCAAACUCGAAAUCGGCUUCAGCCGAGAUGGAGGUGGAACCCGUUGAACCCAAUCAAGCUGCUGCGGCUCCGAAAUGCUUCAAUUUCAACUUUGGUCACUCAAAAACAAAAUCGUUCAAAUCCAGCAAAGCUUCGAAAAAGACAGAUGUGUUCGAGAGCAAUAAAAUGGUUGUGGAUUUACUGGAAAGCCUUCCCGAAGUGUGAUAAUACGAAAUGUUAGAUAUUUGUUGAAUAAUUUAUUGUAUAAUAAAUACGUAAAAUAAAUAUUAUAAAAUAUAUAAA
Messenger RNA from Toxorhynchites rutilus septentrionalis, 858 nucleotides. RefSeq names its product protein lethal(2)k10201. The record is from RefSeq and is a predicted model, not a curated record. Lineage: Eukaryota; Metazoa; Arthropoda; Insecta; Diptera; Culicidae. The transcript is spliced from 3 exons. The coding region runs from base 49 to 780 and encodes 243 amino acids.